Punica granatum (pomegranate) is the source of this 676-nucleotide messenger RNA. The record is from RefSeq and is a predicted model, not a curated record. Lineage: Eukaryota; Viridiplantae; Streptophyta; Magnoliopsida; Myrtales; Lythraceae.
AUGCCAUGCUAAAUAAGCAACUAAGAAGAAGAAAUCAAAUCUCUUCGACGAAAAGCUGCGGCCGCACUAUAGAGAGAGCUCGCCAAUGGCAUCCUCUUCCUUCAACAUGGUGAGCCUACCUUCAUUCUCCCCUUCGCCAUCUCCGAGAUCAGGCCUCUCCGCCUUCCGCCAUGUCAGUGGCGGCAACAGCAGGUGGGAGAAGGUGGCGGCAGCAGCUGUAGCGGUGAAGGCGAUGGCAGGGCCAAAGUACAAGGGGACGCAGAUGAGGGAAACGAGACUGGCAGAGAUGAUCGAGCAGAAGGUAGACGAGGCCAAGGAGGUCUGCGAGGGGGACGCCACCUCCGACGAGUGCAAGGUGGCGUGGGACGAGGUGGAGGAGGUCAGCCAAGCCAAGGCCGAUCUCCGCCUCAAGCUCGAGGUCCAGAAGCUCGACCCACUAGAGUCCUUUUGCCAGGACAACCCCGAGACGGAGGAGUGCCGGAUCUACGAGGACUGAUCAACCGAUGCACAACCACUAUAGUUAUCAUCACUAGAGACUCGCUGAUUUCUGUAAUCAGUCUCCGAUCCACUGCGACUAUACGCUGCUUUCUGUAAUCAAUCCCAAUCCGCGCAUCGAAUAACCUUUAAAUAAGUCUGUAAUCAAAGCUCGCUUUGCGUUUACUUGAUUUCUAUAGCA